Messenger RNA from Trichosurus vulpecula (common brushtail), 2181 nucleotides. RefSeq names its product complement C1q like 4 (gene C1QL4). Gene Ontology annotation, molecular function: protein binding. The transcript is spliced from 2 exons. The record is from RefSeq and is a predicted model, not a curated record. NCBI's taxonomy places the organism in Eukaryota, Metazoa, Chordata, Mammalia, Diprotodontia, Phalangeridae. Bases 691 to 1404 code for a protein of 237 amino acids.
ACACAGCCCGCUCAGCCACUCCAGGAGGGUGGGAGGGAGUGAGAGAGCCAGAAGGAGAAAGAGAGUGAGAGAGAGGAGCGGGACUGGGGCCGCUGCCAGGGCUAGGACCGGAGUGGGGUCAGCACCAUCCCAAGGCCAGAGAGCUGAGCCCUAUGAAGAGUUCGCAUCAGGUUCGUGCCUCCCGAAGCGCAGAGCCCGGGGCAACCGGCCUGCGGGGGGUAACCCCCGCCUGGUCCAGGACCGAACCGUCAAGGGAUUCGAGAACCCAGGAGUCCGGGAUUCGUGAGAAACACACCAUUCGAGGAACCCGUGACCCAGGUAUCUGAGAUCCGUGAGUGUCGAGUAGUCAGGGCGAAUUGAGGACGCAGGGUCCCCAGGUCCCUGGGCACCGAGCCGUCGGGGGCUGCCCCGGUACCAAGCCCCUUGGCAGCUGCUUUAAGAGACACUUUCGGGGUCGGAACCACUGCCGCAGGAACCUGCAGGGGCAAGAGGCCAGACGAAACCGUCGGGUGGGGUAGUUCCGGCCAAGGCUCUGAUACUGCCCCAGACCCUGUUGCUGUUGCUCUAGGAGAAUCCAGGGUAGCUGCCGCCGCAACCAUUGCGCCCAAGAGUGAGGAGGACCUCUUGGCCCUGGCCGCAUCCCGCCUAAGCCGCCGCAAGCGGGUGGUGGGCGCGGCCGUCGGGGUGGCCAUGGUGCUGCUGCUACUUGUGGCCAUCCCGCUGCUCGUGCACAGCUCCCGCGGGCCCGCGCACUACGAGAUGCUGGGCCGCUGCCGCAUGGUUUGCGACCCGCAUGGGCCCCCGGGCCCAGAUCCCGACGGGUCACCCGCUUCUGCGCCUCCAUUUCCCCCAGGAGCCAAAGGCGAGACUGGCCGGAGGGGCAAAGCUGGGCUGCGAGGACCCCCUGGUCCACAGGGCCCGAGAGGUCCCCCAGGAGAGCCCGGCAGACAAGGGCCCCCUGGACCCCCAGGCCCAGGCCCCGGAGGAGCAGUGCCCGCUGCCUACUCUCCCCGGAUAGCCUUCUACGCUGGGCUGCGUCGGCCUCAUGAGGGCUACGAGGUGCUGCGCUUCGACGACGUGGUGACCAACGUAGGCAACGCAUACGAGGCGGCCAGUGGCAAGUUCACCUGUCCCAUGCCGGGUGUAUACUUCUUUGCCUACCACGUGCUGAUGCGCGGCGGCGACGGCACCAGCAUGUGGGCAGAUCUGAUGAAGAACGGGCAGGUCCGGGCCAGUGCCAUCGCCCAGGAUGCAGACCAGAACUACGACUACGCCAGCAACAGCGUCAUCCUGCACCUGGACGUGGGGGACGAGGUGUUCAUCAAGCUGGAUGGAGGCAAGGUGCAUGGGGGGAACACCAACAAGUACAGCACCUUCUCUGGCUUCAUCAUCUACCCGGACUGAGCCCUCUCCCGACCCGCCCUCACUGAACCAUCAGGGCUGAGCCCUAUCCUCAGCCGUUCCAUGCCCACAUCUUAUUCCUUUUGCUUAAUUAGACUGCCAGGUCACAGUCCCUGCUUCUCCUUCCAACUCCAGACAUAAAACAACAGACUGAAAGCUUCUAGGGGAUCAGCUAAGCCUCGGGGUGGCAGAGCGGCAUAAUUUGGGGAGUGAUCCUUGUGGAAUAGAGGACUGAAUGAAGCAUUGCAGCACACAGGUAGGUUCUAGAACCAGUGGUGUUAAGUGAGGCACAAAUAGAGGUCCUGGAGAUGGUUUGGCCCUAGGUUGGGAGGGAGGGCAAGGAUUCAGAGCUUGAUUUUCUCCAUAGAAAGGUAGGACAGGCAGAAAGGUAGGCAAAAGAUUAGGCAAGUAGAUAGUGAUUUACAACAAGUAAACACCAGCUACUGGACACCAGCAUCUGCGGGCAGGGAAGGGAAUCCAGAGCAGAAAAUAUGGACUCCAUGAAGUAUUCCAAAGAUAGGACUAGGCCUUGGGCUGGGGUGCUGCUCUUCUCUCCCCUCUCUACCCACUCCCCCAUCUCCAGGAGGUCGAGGCUGGAGAUUGCUGCUCUUCAGUCCUUAUGCAACUGAAUCCAGCUUUGGUCAGUAAACUGAAGAAGCAUUUUCUGGCAUUUUAGACCCAAAUUGUGCAGCCCCAUCCCUACCAUAUCCCACAAUUAGACUGAGCCCUAAGGUUACGGUUACUGUUCUCUCUUCUAAUAAAAUAAGGUUUGGGACAUGC